Bemisia tabaci is the source of this 960-nucleotide messenger RNA. The record is from RefSeq and is a predicted model, not a curated record. NCBI's taxonomy places the organism in Eukaryota, Metazoa, Arthropoda, Insecta, Hemiptera, Aleyrodidae.
AUUUUUGUAUCUCACAAACAUCAAGGGAUUUGAAGGGUAUUUUUUCGUUACAUAGCAGUAGAUAAUGUUAUGUAUACAUCGAGAAAAUGGUCCUCAACAGCGGUAGAGGGGGUAGUGAUAUCGGCCUUUGUGCUCUUCUUUGUUGCAAAUCACGAUUGCACCGUGCGGACUAUGCAAAGAACACCAGAACAGAUCAAGACCAACAUGACAAGACAUAAAAUCGUGCCCGACGUUAUUGACACAUUCCCUGAGAUGUCAAUUCUGAUGCGUUAUUCAGAAUUUGUGAAUGCCGACCUUGGAAAUGAGUUGAAGUAUGAAGACAUCGAGGAGUACGUUCCUUUAAUAUCUUGGAAAUACGAAGAGGGAAAAUAUUAUACUUUGAUGAUGCUAGACCCUGACAGUCCGACUGAGCAAAACCCAACUAAACGAAGCUGGGUGCAUUGGAUUGUUGGCAACAUACCGGACCAUCAUGUAAUGGAGGGUGAACACAUAAUCGAGUACCAAGAAACAAGACCUGCAAAUGGCACGGGAUUCCAUCGGUACGUUGCGAUGAUCUUUAAACAACCUCAAGGGAAAAUAAACUUCAAUGAAUCACAUAUUCACCAAUUUAAUCAGAAUGAUGAGAAUGUAAGAGCUAAAUUUUCAGCCACAAAAUUUGCUGUGAAGUAUGAACUGGGAAAACCUUUGGGGAUAAAUUUCUUCCGAGCUAAGUGGGCUUACGUCGAUAUUUACGAUUAUGAAGAUGAUGAUGAGAAGUAAAUGUGUUGUUCUUCAAAGUGACUUUCACCCUGUUAAAGCACACAAUUUUCACAACAGAGUAUGUCUUUAAGUGUCGUUAGUCACUUGAUGCUUCUCAGAGAAGCACGCCAUGACAAAGCAUCACUGAGUCAAACUUUUCUUAUAGCCUCUUGUCCUGUGUCUAAAUAAUUGUCCAUGAAUACAUACGUCAGCUUGCACAUA